Messenger RNA from Engraulis encrasicolus (European anchovy), 3049 nucleotides. It is a transcript of the gene galnt17, whose product is annotated as polypeptide N-acetylgalactosaminyltransferase 17. Gene Ontology annotation, molecular function: polypeptide N-acetylgalactosaminyltransferase activity. The transcript has 11 exons. Gene Ontology annotation, cellular component: Golgi apparatus. The record is from RefSeq and is a predicted model, not a curated record. Gene Ontology annotation, biological process: protein O-linked glycosylation. The coding region runs from base 98 to 1900 and encodes 600 amino acids. Lineage: Eukaryota; Metazoa; Chordata; Actinopteri; Clupeiformes; Engraulidae.
CAUGCCGUUUGAAUGUGACACAAUACCUUUUGAACUCACUGUUUAUCCAACGUCUCUUUAGAUACGUCUAAUCGGCUUCAGGACGCCAACAUCCUUGAUGGCUUGUGUGUCAAGAAGAUGGAAAGUUUUAUUGGUCCUGAAUUUGAUAGCAGUCGGUGGAUUCAUUACUUUCUGGGGCAAGUGUAACAUACGCACGCCUAAAGGCAUUGGUCUGGAGGCUUCGGCAGAUCUGAGGAGACACACACAUUUCAACAUCACCGGUCAAGACACAAGCAUCACUCAGGAAAUCCUGUUGAGGAGACUCGGGUCACUGGAAGACGUGGUGUACAGGCAACUGAACGGCUUGUCAAAAUCACUGGGGCUCAUUGAAGGCUUUGGAGGUCGUGGGAGAGGUGGGCUGCCAGCGACCUUAGCUCCAUCCGAAGUGAAGGAGGCCAAAUUCCUGAAGGAAAAAUAUGGAUACAAUGCAUAUCUCAGUGACAAGAUAUCAUUGGACAGAUCCAUCCCCGACUAUCGACCGAGCAAGUGCAGGAAAAUCUUCUACCCGAGAGACCUUCCCCAGAUCUCGCUCAUCUUCAUCUUCGUGAACGAGGCGCUGUCCGUCAUCCUGCGCUCCGUCCAUUCGGCUGUCAAUCAUACACCGGCCCACCUCCUCAAGGAGAUCAUACUGGUAGACGACAACAGCGACGAAGAGCAAUUAAAGGGCCCACUGGAGGAGUAUGUCAACAAGCGCUAUCCGGGCCUCGUCAAAAUUGUGCGCAAUCAGAAGCGAGAGGGGCUUAUCCGCGCCCGCCUGGAGGGCUGGAAAGUGGCCACGGGGGAGGUGACGGGCUUCUUCGAUGCCCACGUCGAGUUCACUCCCUCCUGGGCUGAGCCAGUGUUGGCCCGCAUCAAAGAGGAGCGCAAGAGGAUCAUCCUGCCCUCCAUAGACAACAUCAAGUAUGAGACCUUUGAGCUGGAGCGCUAUGAGAACUCGGGCCACGGCUACAACUGGGAGCUGUGGUGCAUGUACAUCAGCCCGCCCAGGCAGUGGUGGGACGAAGGAGACACCUCCGCACCCAUCAGGACUCCCGCGAUGAUUGGCUGCUCUUUCGUGGUGAACCGCGAAUACUUUGGAGAGCUGGGCCUGCUGGACUCAGGCAUGGACGUGUACGGAGGAGAGAACAUCGAGCUCGGAAUCAGGGUUUGGCUGUGCGGUGGCAGUAUGGAGGUGCUGCCGUGCUCCAGGGUGGCCCACAUCGCCCGCACCAAGAAGCCGUACCACAGCAACAUCGCCUUCCACACACGCCGCAACGCCCUGCGCGUGGCCGAGGUCUGGAUGGACGAGUUCAAAUCCCACGUCUACUUGGCCUGGAACCUCCCCAUGGAGGGUCAUGGGAUUGAUUACGGUGACAUAUCCCAAAGAGUGGCCCUGAGGAAGAGCAUGGAGUGCAAGAACUUUGAGUGGUAUCUGGACAACAUCUACCCAGAGAUGAGGAGGUACAACAGCACUCUCUUUUACGGGGAGAUCCGCAACAACAACGUGACAAAUCUUUGUGUGGACCAAGGUGAGAAGGAGAACCACACGGCCACCCUGCACCCCUGUCAUGGCUGGGGACCACAGUUGGGUCGCUAUACUAAAGAGGGCCACCUGUUCCUGGGCCCCCUGGGCAGCACUGGGGACGACACGCGCUGUGUGGUGGAUGACGGCGUCAGUCCCUCACCUCAGCUCCUCAACUGCGACAAGAUCACCAGCCUCAAACAGAAGACAUGGAACUUUGCACAGAAUGAUGCAAUCGUGAACCGGGCCACGGGCCGCUGCCUGGAGGUGGUUCCGGCCAACGUGCUCUUUAGCAACAUGCUGGUGCUGAGGUCCUGCACGGGCCAGAGGUGGACCAUCAAGAACACCAUGAAGCAGUGACCCGACCUGACCCGCACGACCAGCACCAGCCAGCAGAGCCAGAGCCACAGCCAGCCCCGAUCCUCACCAGGACGACAGCGCAGCGGGCAGAGGAGAGGAGAGGAGAGGAGAGGAGAGUUGGACAACACUUGCUUUGGGCUGAAUCACUGCUCUCAAUAACGAAGACACGGUGGUUGUAAUCUGAGCACGCAGCUUAAUAAAAAAAGUACCAAAAAAAAAGAAAACGCCAGCCUUUUAUGCUCACUGGAGUUACUCUUGAGUGCUGGUGAACACGAUAACAGGCCUCCCUCUCUUUCUCUCUCUCUUUCGCCGCAAAGAGACUGAAGACUGUCUGGGACAAGGGACUUUGCCAAAACCAAAACAAGACAUGCUUUUGGUCCUCAACUGAAGAGAAAAAAAAUCCCAUUUCCCCUCAGGGAUAAAGUGUAUUACAUUUUUUCGUCCGUUCAUUGAUGUCGGUGAAUGGCAUUUAUCUACAAUAAAAACCAUUCUGCAAAUACUAUAUAGUGACCAUGGUGACUUUAGGGCCUUUAUCGUGUAUAAGAUGUCAUAUUGCUGUUGCUGAGGGAAAAAAGCAUUUAUCAGUGUGCUUGGGAAAAUAGUUCUAGGGUAUUUUUUUGUUUUCGUUAGUAGGUAUUGCUUUGAUAUAUGGAUUCAUGGACUCCAUUGUGAUCAAAGUGCCCCCUGCCCCCCUUAAUUUAAUUUCUGUUUGAAAUGUGAAUCAUUUGGAGCAUUCAAUAGCACUACAGUAGCAUGUAAUGUUAUUCGCACUUGGCAAAACUACUCGUAUGAAGAAAAGAUUGUUUUUUAUACAUCAGUGUGUGACACUGUAUCUUGGUGCCAUAUAGGAAUUUCAAAAAACAAAAAAAUAAACAACAAAAAAUGGGGAAAACAAUCUUGAUUGACCUUAACAUUCAAACAUUUAUCACUGCAUUGAAGGACUUGUAAAGAUGCCACAGUGGGACAGUUGGCCUACAUGCUGUAAAAAAUAAAUAAAUACAGAUUUAUAUUGUUUGAAAUGACAUGUAUUGUACGGUCAAAUAUUCAAUUGUUUCCGUGAUCAGAGUUGGAUUUUCCCAUACCGUCUUCCAUUUUGUAGUAACAUUAUCUUGGUUUGAAUAAAAAUCUGAAUUCUGUGAUGGCGGUUUA